AUGCCAGCGCGUAUCGUGGGUGCUAUCGCCUCCGCCUGGCGCUGCGGAACGCCGGGCGAGGAGGCAAAAGACUCCCCCACGAUCCGGCCCAGCGUUAGCGCCUCGUCGGUGGGCCAAGAGACUCCAAAAACGGUUCAGCAGUCGCGCGCAGGAGAAACGAAACUGGUGCAACGUCGCAAAGGCACAUUGCGUUGCUCCUGUUGGCUGCGCCGUGUCCUAGCGAGGUCGAUGGCGCCCGCCGCCGCCAUCGUAGAGGAGCCCCGCCCCCUCAACAGGCUGUCCCCCCGGCAGUCCGAGCGGACGGACACUGCUGCGCCAGCCCGCUAUAACGUAUAUAUUGCCGGGCGAUCACCGGCUCAAGAAUACAUGGUCCAGCGCGAUGGCGCCUUGCGCAUGUUCUCCCACUCGGCUCGCUGCGCGUGCGCAGUCAUAAGGAGCAUUCUGGCCGUUCUUUGCCCCGCCCUCCGCCCGCGGAGCCACAGCAGAGCAUUCGCUACUUUCGGUGUUGCUUGGGAGCCAGAGCGUAUUAAAUGCCCCACCGCCUGCGGGUGCAUCGCGUGCUGGGUGGGCUGCGCGUGGUGUGGGGGCGGCGGGCGGUGCCCAAGCGGUUGCUCUGCUCUCGGGCCACUCAUUCGGCAGUCGGCGUUUCGGGCAUCCAGGGAACCUUCCAGACCCGCGCCCCAGUGGCAGGGGGCGCCGGGCAGAGGAAGGGCGGGGAAUACGGGCGCCCGCGGCCUCUGA
Messenger RNA from Trypanosoma rangeli, 741 nucleotides. RefSeq lists its product as uncharacterized. The record is from RefSeq and is a predicted model, not a curated record. The coding region runs from base 1 to 741 and encodes 246 amino acids. Lineage: Eukaryota; Euglenozoa; Kinetoplastea; Trypanosomatida; Trypanosomatidae. The transcript has a single exon.